This is a messenger RNA of Sorghum bicolor (sorghum), 730 nucleotides long. RefSeq lists its product as uncharacterized. Bases 68 to 370 code for a protein of 100 amino acids. The transcript is spliced from 2 exons. NCBI's taxonomy places the organism in Eukaryota, Viridiplantae, Streptophyta, Magnoliopsida, Poales, Poaceae. The record is from RefSeq and is a predicted model, not a curated record.
GACGCCGCCACCUCCACGGGGUGCACCCUGGCCAUCCUACAACAACCCAUGGUCAGGGCGCAUCUCCAUGUGGCCGUUCCAGGCUUCCGGUGGCGAGCCUCGCCCGCCGGCGGCCAUGCUUGCGGGUGCUCCCCCGGGGUUCCCCUCAGUGACCCCGUGGGCGGCCCCGUUCCCCGCGCACUCGUGGGCUACUCCACCGGCGACCUUGCCCGGGUCUGCUGGCUGGGACCAGGCGGCCUUGGCGCACUCCUUCAGCACCAUGGCCCUGACACCCCCAGUCGGGCCGGAGUGGGUCGCCGACUCUGGGGCUACUUACCACACCACUCCUAACCCCGGAUUUGGCUUCCCGGCGUCCUCUGCUCCGAUGUGACAGCACGGGGCCCCUUUACACUCUUCGCUUUCCGGCAUCUGCCUCGCCUCCUUCGCCAGUUUUGUCAGCUGCCUUCGCCACCACCACCUCCACUACUUGGCACCGGCGUCUCGGCCAUCCUGGACGUGAUGCUUUGAUGCAGCUUAGUCGUAGUUCCGAUAUUCGAUGUACUUGGGCUCACGAUGAGCAUUUGUGUCAUGCGUGCCAACUGGGCCGACAUGUUCGUCUUCCUUUUUCUAGUUCUUCUUCUCAUGCGGCCCGCAUUUUUGACCUUGUACAUUGUGACUUAUGGACCUCUCCUGUCAUCAGUAUUUCUGGAUACAAGUACUAUCUUGUGGUGGUGGAUGAGUAUUCUCAUUA